CUUCAUCUCGCCACAACACCAUGACCAAAACCCAACCAGACUCUCCAGCUUCAAAACCUCACGAUCAGGAAUCAUCAGGUCUAGUACCAUCAUCACCGGGUCCGUCUACCCCCAUAACCCAAUCAUACACCUACCAUUCUCCAACACCCACCGCUACCGGUCCUUACAUCCUAGGCGUGGACGAAGCAGGACGAGGUCCAGUACUCGGGCCUCUCAUUUAUGGAGUUGCAUAUUGUCCUGAAUCAUACAUGGAAGAGUUGGAAGGACUUGGAUUUGCUGAUUCAAAGACACUCACAGCAGCAACACGUUCAACACUGCUAAAGACGCUACGUUCCGAUGAGGAGAAUCUAGGAUGGUCAGUUCGAGUGAUAUGCCCACAAGCCAUCUCAAGUGGCAUGCUCCGUCGACCACCAAUAAACCUCAAUCGGCAGUCUCAAGAAGCCACAGUUAUGCUGAUCCAGGAGAUACUCAAGAAAGGCAUAGCCCUAUCAGAAGUCUACGUCGACGCACUAGGAAACACAACAACAUACCAGGCCUACCUCUCUUCUCAAUUUCCAAAUAUCAACUUCACCGUAGAGUCAAAAGCAGAUUUCAAGUUCAAGAUCGUAGGUGCUGCAAGUGUAGCUGCAAAAGUCACUCGAGACGCCUGUCUGGAGGAGUGGACAUUUGAAGAACCGGGUUAUACUCCUCCCAAUGAAGCAGAACUUGGAUCUGGAUACCCGUCGGGUCAGUCCAUCGUCUCAACUUUCGCUACAGUCUAUUUUAUUUCAAAGGCCCACUCCUCCCCAGACCCUAAAACACAAGCUUGGCUCAAAAACUGCCUCGAACCUACCUUUGGCUUCCCCAAAGUGGUGAGAUUUUCCUGGACUACAGUCAAGGUAUUGUUAGAAAAGGAGGCCUACCGGGUGAAAUGGAUGGACGAGGGCCAAGCUUCAUUGAUCAAAGCAUUCGAAAGCGGUCAGGGACUGGACAAAGAUCGUUGUUUGUUGACAAAGGAGUUGGGUAUCAGAAGUAUCGGAACGUUUUAA
Marasmius oreades (fairy-ring Marasmius) is the source of this 1028-nucleotide messenger RNA. RefSeq lists its product as uncharacterized. Gene Ontology annotation, cellular component: ribonuclease H2 complex. Gene Ontology annotation, molecular function: RNA binding; RNA-DNA hybrid ribonuclease activity. The transcript is spliced from 5 exons. Lineage: Eukaryota; Fungi; Basidiomycota; Agaricomycetes; Agaricales; Marasmiaceae. The coding region runs from base 21 to 1028 and encodes 335 amino acids. Gene Ontology annotation, biological process: mismatch repair; DNA replication, removal of RNA primer. The record is from RefSeq and is a predicted model, not a curated record.